AAUUCUAUUAUAAAUUCAACACAAUCACAAUUCAUAAGUGGCAGUAAACAAGACAGCUUUCGAGCGGAAACACUCUCUGCAACUAUAUGCAAGGCACGAGUGGCAGAGUUGGUACAUAUGACACUGGAUGAUGGAAGUUAUCUAAAAGGUAACUGGGACAAAAGGAUCGAGUUACUAGAUAAAGUGAUAAAGAAACUCAAAGACCCACAAUUCCUGCUGGAACGGUUGACAUUGUUGCAACAGUCAAGUAAUACAGCUCUGAGCCAAUACUCUGUAAACGAGAUUCACAAGGCACAUCUGAACUCCAACCAACUCGAUCAGAAUGAAGUUCUACAUUUGGACUCCAACCAAUCCAGUCGGAAGGAAGUUCUAUUUCUCGACGACCACAUCUUCUUUCAGAUAUUAGCUCUAGAUAGAUUGAUAUGGGUGUUAUAUCGACAUCUCAAAGGUAAUUUUUUAAACCACGCUAAAGAUCUGUUUGCGAGCAUCCGAAGGUACGAGGAGAGUUACCGAUCCAGGAAGGAAGAACUUGAGCAGGAUCAGGAGUUUCUAAAGCAGGCGGUUCAAUCAAUGAAGUAUAGGGCUGAUCCUCUUUUAAAUCUCAAAAAGAUGAUGGAACUGAUUACUACUAUCGUAGCAGUUGUGAACCUAGAGAGCUAUGAUCAGGUUGGAGGAUACUUUGUAGUUAACUUAUGUACUUUUGAAAGAAAGGCGAGGCAGUUAAUACUCGGCCUUCCUCCAGCCCCACUUCAUAGCCAAGCGAUCAUCUGUCAAGAGGGACAACCAGAUGAAAUGUCUUUAAUCAUAAAUUUACUGGCAGAGAGAGUAGAAAAUUUAAAGCUGCCCAGCCAAGAGAUGUCGUAUCCUCUCCUAAUAGAACAAGAUCUUGAUUUUGACAUUCCUAUGGAAGACUUUAUGGAUGAUACCUGUAUCAUCCACAGCUACAAGGUCUUUAAGCGUAAUGGCGACGUGCUGAAUGAGAUAUUUGAAAACUACCCUAAUAUUGCAGACAAUUUUAGAAUUACCCACCCAGAUUCUCAAAGCUUCUUUAUGAACUCGCUAGCAGAAUUGUAUCAAAAGAUAAAAAGUGAGGAAGAGAUGCUCCAGCAAAACGAUAUCACAAAUAUGUUGUCAAUGAUCCAAGACGAGGAGCUACAAGAUAUCGCAGAUAUGGAGUCAAAACUCCAAGACUUGGAACUCAGUGGUUUGCAGCUUUCAGGGCUAAAAGAAAGGUUGAAAGAGGUCCGUGAAAGUAAACGCUUGCUACAACAGAUCAACGGUAGGAAAGCUAUCGAAAACAAAGCCAGGCGGGAGAGAGAAGAAGCCGAGCAGCAGCUGCUGGCCAAGUUACAGAAGAAACGAAGAUUUUAGUAAUCAUUAUUAGUAUUUUUUUUCCUUUUUUACCAUAGUGAUUCGAUGAUUAGAUCACUUAUAGAUGCAGUAGUGGUGUUGUAAUGAGACAUCCAUUAUAUAUAUAAAUUGUGAAUUGAAGUUCUCUUUCGUUUUUUUAUACAA
Molecule: messenger RNA, 1515 nt
Organism: Gossypium arboreum
Lineage: Eukaryota; Viridiplantae; Streptophyta; Magnoliopsida; Malvales; Malvaceae
Exons: 7
Coding region: 118-1371 (417 amino acids)
Source: RefSeq, a predicted model, not a curated record